This is a messenger RNA of Paramecium octaurelia, 873 nucleotides long. NCBI's taxonomy places the organism in Eukaryota, Ciliophora, Oligohymenophorea, Peniculida, Parameciidae. The record is from the annotation of a GenBank genome assembly.
AGUAUUUUUGUUUGAACAUGAUAAAAGAUAAAUCUCCUAUUUAAAAAGGAAACUAUAUCAUUUUUAGAGACAGACUUAUUGGAAAAGGAAGACAUUCCUUCAUUUACGAUUGCGUCAAUGAACUUGAUAAAUAAACUCAAUAUUGUGCUAAAAUAUUUUUCAAUACAUCAAUCCCAAGAACUUUGAAAAUUGAAAACCUAAAAAACAUUGACAACGUAAAUCUCUUGAAAUAUUAUGAAAUAUUUGAACACAACAAGGAUGUAAUCAUUAUAAUGGAAAAAUGUGAUGGUAACUUAAAAGCAAUUAUUGACAAAUAACCACUAACUGAAAAGGAUACAUUUAAUUUUUUAAGGCAAUUCUUGGGAGGGUAUUAAACAAUAAUUGAUGUUGAUCUAGAUUUGAGAGAAUUGAAACCUGCCAAUAUUUUAGUUAAGAAUAACGUUUAUAAAGUAUAUCAUAUUCUAUUUUGACAAGAUAUCCAAUUAUGGAAUAUCAUCUUUGUAUAAAGUGUUAGAUGGGGAAACUAAAGCAUUCUCUGCUCCAGAAAUAUUUUAUGAAAAAGAACAAACUAGAAUUAAGGACAUAUUUUCAGUAUUUAUUUAAUCGAAUUUAUCAGCUUGGAUUAGUCUUAUAUUUUGCUUUUUACAACUAAUUACCUUAUUCAUAUAGAAGUGCAGUUGAUCAAAUAGCAUUCUUUAGGUAAAUCAAGCAAAUUGAUUUUGAAAUAAAGAAAGAAGUAUGAUUUUACAUCUAAUUUAGGGGCCACUAAAGUUGAAACAAUUAUUAUAGUCAAUGAUCAUCUACGAACCAUCAAAAAGAAUUACAAUUGAUGACUUAUAGUUGUAAUUGGACAUGGACAAUAAUGUGAUAUGA